AUGUUUUUUUAUAGUUUUUCAACUUUAUCAGUAAAUGACUUUCAACGUGUAAAUGUGCAAAUUCGUGUUGUUGGAACUAAUUCUAAUUUAAUUGAAAUUAAAAAUGGAAAUGAAAAUAAAACAACAUUAACAUUAUUUUCAUGUUCUUUCCAUCAAUUAUGUUCAUCAUGUGCCUCUUCUAAAUGGCCUUGUCGUUGGUGUGCAACUGAAAAGCGAUGUUUAGAUGUUUCUGACUGGAGUAAUAAAUGCCCUCGAGAACAUGCUUUGACCCAAAAUAAUGGAUGUGCACGAAUUUUGGAAGCUAAUGGACUUCAAUUAGUUGUACCUGACUCUUCAAAUGUAUCAUUAGAAUUUUCGGUUGAGAAUUUGCCUUCAACAUCAAUUCCUCUUAAUUGUCGAAUGGAUGGAGGGUCUUUAAUUAAAGCUUCAAUUUUAUCUAAUGGAAAGAAUGUUCGUUGUCCUAUUGGAUUAUUUGGUUAUAAGGAACAUCUGCCUAUAAAGAAUUUUACUUUGGAAUUAUUAGCAGGUUUAGAACCAUUUGAUGCUACAAAAGUUUCAAUCUAUAAAUGUGAAUAUAUGGCAACAGAUUGUUCUCGUUGUAUGGCUUUAGAUCCAGUUUAUAGCUGUUCUUGGUGUGGGGGAAUAUGCAGACAUGUUGAAAAAUGUUCAUCGUCUUUAAGGGAUUCUAGAACUGCAGCUGCAGAUGAAUUAUGUACUUCGCCAACUAUUUAUUCGUUUUCACCAAAUAGCGGCCCUUUAGAGGGUGGAACACUUGUUGAAAUUAUUGGUCGUGAUUUAGGUUCCCAUCUUCAAGAUGUAAAAGACAGAGUUUUGAUUGCUGGUAUUCCUUGCCAAAUAAAGCAUUAUGAGGCUUCUGAAAGAAUUCUUUGUGAGACUGGCCCUUCUUUAUCUCCAAUUUCUGGACCAAUAAAAAUAACAAUUGGAAGGAGUGGACGUAGAAGUGUCGAUUCAAUUAAAGGAAAAAAUGAUGAAAACAGACAACAAAAUAAUAAUGGAAUAUUUAAUUAUUUAAGUCCUGAACCAAUUUCUGUUCAGCCAAAUUUUGGGCCACAAAGUGGUGGUACUCGUUUUGAAAUUUUUGGAAAGAAUUUAAAUGUUGGAAGAAAUGUUAGCGUACAUUUUGAUAAUUUGGAAUGUCAAAUUGUUGGAGAAGAACGAUUGUCUGAUCAACUUUCAUGUUUAACUGGCUCUAGUACUAGACGGACCUAUACAGUUACCGCUAUUAGACUACAAAUAGAUAAAGCAGUUCGUUUAAUUCCUGAUGCUCGAUUUGAAUAUAGAGCUGAUCCAAUUAUAAUUGAUAUACAGCCUAGAACAGCCCCUGAAGGUGGUGGAAGGAAUUUAACGAUAUUUGGCAAUAAUUUCGAUUCAAUCAUUUCACCAAAAAUUUUCCUUCUUUCACCUCCAAUUGUUUCAAAUGCCUCUCCUGAUGAAUGGGAAUUAGUUAGUGAACUUGGAACUUGUAUAUUAAUAAAUAAAACACAAAUGAUUUGUUCAAGUCCUCGUCUUGCUUUACCUACAGCUUUAUUAAGACAUUCACAAAUGGCUAGAUGGAAUAUUGGUUUUGCUAUGGAUGGGGUACAAAGUGUUAGAAAUCUUGGAGAUAAAAUACAGUUAACAACAGUUCCUGACCCACAAUUCUCUCCAUUUAUUGGUGUGCAACAACUUCAAUAUGAUCAACCACUUCAAUUAUCUGGACAAUGGCUAAGCCAGGCAGCUGAUCCUGAUGAGUAUUAUGUUACUAUUGGAAUGGAACGUUGUCCAGUAUUUCUUCUCGAACCAGAUCACCUUCUUUGUCGUCCACCCUCCCAUCGUCCAUUACCCACAGACGAUUCUGGUGCAGAAAUGGCCGAUGGCCGCCCUUUGGUUGUUGUUCGUGUUGGCCGUGUGCGUGUUGAAAUUGGCCCAUUAGACUACUUGGGAGGAGAUUCAACAGAAAAUUCGUUGAAUUCUGGAGAGGGAAUUGCUGCACGUCUUCUUCCCCGUCAAAAAGCUGCUGCAGCUGCAAUUUUGGCAGCUAUAGCAUGUGCUUUACUUGCAAUUGGAACGGUAACAGCAGCACUUUUGGGUUGGAGAAGACGGCGUUGUCAAGGUGUAGAAAAUGAAAGGUCCUAUAAACGUAUACAAUUACAAAUGGAACAAAUGGAAAGUCAAGUACGGCAAGAAUGCAAACAAGCAUUUGCUGAACUCCAAACAGAUGUUCUUUCUGAAUUAGACACUGUAAUAGAGAAUGGAAAAUUGCCUACUUUACUUAAUUUUGAUGACAAUCCUUCAAAUUAUGACAAUAAUGGAACUUUAAAUAAGAAAACAAUACAAACCCCGACAACAAAUAAUUUAUUAAUUCAACCACCAAUUUUGUCUCGUUCAGAAUUUAUUUCUCGAUUACUUUUUAAAGGAGAAACUUUCCCAACAUUUUUGGGUGUUCAAACAUUACAACAACCAUCACCUGUUGCUUUUGCACAAUUUGAAUCUCUAUUACAAAAUAGAUCUUUUCUUUAUGUUCUUGUACAAAUGGCUGAAGAAGAUAAUAAUAUGGGAGCGUCAGAACGUUCAAUGCUCGCUUCUCUUCUUUUGGUAACUUUAGGCCGUGAUUGGGCAUUUCUUUCUGAUGUUGUACUUUCUCUACUUUCUGCACAUAUUCAGCGUUGUUGUCUUUUGCAAAACCAAAAUAAUGGCCCAGUUGAUGCUAUAACAGGCCAAUCACGUUAUUCAAUUGCUGAACAAUCUUUACUAAGAGAACCUUUGGAGGCUAAAACUUUAAAUUUAUUUGUUAUUCCUUUGGACGAAACAGAAAGUUCUCAGGAAUUGUUAAUUCCUUCUAGUCCUGUCCAAUUUCGAGUUCUUGAUUGUGAUACUAUUGGACAGACUAAGGCAAAAUUGUUAGAUGCUCUUUAUUCUAAAAAUGUGGCUUUGCCUUUUUCACAAAGACGUUUAUGUGUUGAACAUUUUGAUUUGGAAUGGCGUUGCCCCCGACGUGGUCCUAUUAUUUUACUUGACGAUGAAGAAACAAAAACAUCAGUUAGAGGACGGGAACCUAAACGUCUAAAUACUUUAGCAUAUUAUGGAGUACUGGACAGAUCUCUUUUGUAUAUGCAAUGGAAAAUAGUUCCACCCCCUAUUGUACACUCUCAACAACAACAUACAUUCCGUAGCGGGUCAAGUGAUCAUUCAACACUUGGUGGUGGAUGGAGAAGUUCUGCCAAUCAACUUUUAUUAUCUGCUUCAUCAACAUCAUCUUCUGCUUCAAAUGAUUCCCCACAUAUUUUUACGUCUUUACAAAAUUUUGGAAAUAAUAAUAAAAUAUUACAACCUCAUUAUUUCCAUCUUUCUACACAAAUGACGACAAAAACAAAUAAUUUAUUAAAUGAAAAUAAAGAAAAAAAUUCAAAGAAAAAUAAAAAACGACAUAAGUUAUCCAACAACAAAAAUAUUCUUUCAACUAAAAAUAUUGAGAAAUCCCCGCCUCCUCCAGAAGUUUUAUUAACUCGACUUUUAAUGUGUAAAGGAGCACUUCAACGUUUCUUUGAAACAUUUUUUGAACAAGCUAUUUUACUUUCUUCUUCAAAUAUAGAGCAAAAACAACAACAAAUACCUGUUGUUUUAAAAUAUGUUUUUGAUUUUUUGGAUAUUCAGGCAGCUCAGAGUCAAGUUCCAAUCACCGAAGAAACCCUCCACGCUUGGAAAUCUAAUUGUUGGGUUCUUCGUUUUUGGCAACAAUUAAUUCAAUCUCCUUCACUUCUUUUUGAUGUUCCUGAAAGGCAACAAACACUUGUUGGUUCUCUUGCUGUUUUAGGGCAAACAAUUGUUGAUAUAUUUUCUUUAUCUGAAUUGAAAUUAGGCAAAGAAAGUCCUUCUUGUAAAUUAUUAUUUGCACCUGAAAUUGCUCGUUAUCGUCCAUUAUCAAUUCAAUUAAUUAAAAGAAUACAAGAACAACCCCCAAUUUCUCCCCAAUAUUUUUAUGAAUAUUUAUCAACAUUAAAUGAAGACAAUAAAUCUAUUGGUCUAUCACCCUCUAUUGCUUUAAAAGAAUUAUUUGGAUGGGCUAAAGCUAAUGGAAUUAAAUUAAUUGAAUGUUUAGAAAAUAAUUUGGAAGCUAAGCAGCAAAGAUUGGGUGAACGUUUAAAACAGUGUGUUGCUGCUAGUUUGGGAGGAAAUAAAAAAGAGAGUGGAAAUGUUAAUAGAACAAUUACUAUAUCCCCAACAUAUUAUGAAGAAAAUGUUUAUGCUACCUUAAAUUAA
Meloidogyne enterolobii is the source of this 4260-nucleotide messenger RNA. The record is from the annotation of a GenBank genome assembly. Lineage: Eukaryota; Metazoa; Nematoda; Chromadorea; Rhabditida; Meloidogynidae.